AUGUUACUACGAACCACCUGGGUACACCACAAAUGGGCAAUCUUCUAUUGCGCUGUAUCAGCUAUCGGAGCCCUCUGCUAUGGAUAUGACAAUACAUACUACAACGGUGUAUUGGCCAUGCAAGAAUUCAAGGAUGACUACGGAGACGUUCGUGAUGCCACCGGCAGGCUCGCUCUAUCUUCGUCCUUUCAGUCUCUCACAGCUUCUGCUAUCUACAUUGGCGACUUGUUAGGCGCAAUGAUUGCUGCUCCCCUUAAUGAUCGCUACGGCCGAAAGUCCACGUUCUGGCUGGCUUCAUUCUGCAUAUUCAUCGGUGGCAUUUGUCAAGUCGCAGACACAAUCAGCUCAGAAGCCCUUCUUGUGGUCGGACGCAUCUUGAUUGGCCUUGGAGUGGGCCAGUUCACUGUCACUUCAUUGCUGUACAUCGGCGAAGUUGCACCCUUGGGCAUCCGAGGGCCAGCACUCAUGUGCUUCCAAUUUCUCCAAUCCUGGUCUCAGCUAUGCGCGUCCGCGAUUAACCAAGGCACUAAGAGCAUCACAAGCUCUUUGGGAUACCGUAUUCCUAUGGGAGGCCUUGUCAUCCUUCCUCUGAUCAUGGCCGCCCUUCUUCCCUUCAUCCCGGAGAGCCCGCUGUGGUACGUUCUCAAAAGCCGUCGUACAGAGGCCGAGCAAAGUUUUCGCAAGAUCAAUCAAAGCAACCCGAACUACGACCCGUCAGAGGAUAUGGCUACAGCUGAAAAUGCCAAGAAUAUCGAAGAGGGGCAUGCCGAGUUCUCUUCAUGGGGAGCUCUGAUAACGGAUCCCAUCGAAAGACGCAAGUUGAUCUACUCGGCUGGAGCAAUGUUCAGUCAACAGAUCUGCGGCAUUCUGUUCUUCUACGUUUAUGGUGUUGUAUUCGUACAGGCAAUUGGGUUGGGCGACCCUUUUCUCGUCCAACUGAUUACCAACAUUGUUCAAAUCUUUGCUGUGGGCGCCUCCAUAAUCACUGUCAACAAAGUGCGCCGCCGUACCAAUCUCAUGAUUACCAACUUCAUGAUGCUGGUGGCCUUCAUCAUUAUCGGCGGCGUGGCGGUCAAGCCGCUCACUUCUUCGACACAAUACGUCAUUGUAGUGUUCUCCUUUGUCGUCGUGGUUGGCUUCAACUUCGGCCUUGGCCCCCUUGCGUACACCGUCGCUCGGGAAAUGGCAGUCGGUCCCAACCAGAACAAGAUCAUGUCCGCGAGUAUCGUCAUAUUUUACCUGACGACAUGGGUGGUCUCGUUCACCGCGCCCUAUCUAUACUACGAUGCGGGACUGGGUCCAAUGGUGGGCUUCGUAUACGCGGGUACGACGUGUCUCUCUAUACUGUGGACAUGGUUUUGUGUGGGCGAAACCGCAGGCAGAUCAAGUUUGGAGAUUUCGAGAUUUUUCACUGAGAGGGUACCUGUCAGGGCUUGGAGGAGUCAUGUAUUCUCGGAAAGCGAAUCAUUGGAAGGAAUGAGCUCAGAAGGCAAAGGCAAGGGUUUGCCGAAUGCCCCGUCAAGGGUAGAGCACCAGGAAUUUGCUGUAUAA
This is a messenger RNA of Colletotrichum fioriniae, 1551 nucleotides long. RefSeq lists its product as uncharacterized. Gene Ontology annotation, cellular component: membrane. Lineage: Eukaryota; Fungi; Ascomycota; Sordariomycetes; Glomerellales; Glomerellaceae. The record is from RefSeq and is a predicted model, not a curated record. Gene Ontology annotation, molecular function: monooxygenase activity; oxidoreductase activity, acting on paired donors, with incorporation or reduction of molecular oxygen; iron ion binding. Gene Ontology annotation, biological process: carbohydrate transport; transmembrane transport.